GCCUGUGACGCCGAGCAGUUCCUGGGGCCGGUUUUCCAGAAGGAUAAAAGUUUUUCUUUAAAGUUGAAGGAGUUUCAGAAUGAAACUUUCUGGAAGUUUUCGGAAAGGAAGCGGCGGAGGAGCGGUUUGGACGGCGAGGGGCACAGGAGGUGGCUCGGGAGCCCUCCGAGGUGAAGCAGAUUUCCUCUUCCAAAAUGACUUUCCGAUUUCUGGUUUUCUGUCUGGCAUGUUCUGGGCUUGGAAAGGCAAAGGUGGUUCCACAGGCUGAAGAAAUUCAAGUGAGGGUGGGUGACAACGCCCCUCUGAGCUGUGCCCUGACAGAACCCAUGGAUGUCGUGCAAGUGACGUGGCAGAAGGGCUCCGAAAAAUCACUUAAGAAUAUAGCUACAUACAGUAAACUGAAAGGAUUGAGGAUUCACAAGUCCUAUCAAGACCGAAUGAAUUUCACAAGUCUGGAACUCAACGAGACAAGCAUCACUUUUUGGGACGCUACAAUGGAUGAUUCGGGAUGUUACCUGUGUCUCUUCAAUACUUUUCCCUCAGGCUCCGUCUCUGGACGUACCUGCCUUAGUGUCUUUGGUCUCAAUGCAUCUGUCCACUACAACAUUUCUGAAGGUCACUUGGUAGCCGUCUGUAGUGCUGUUGGCUUCCCAGAGCCCACCAUCACCUGGAACAACUUGUUCGAUUCUGCUCCUACACAGGAGGUGGUCAGUCACGCCAGUGGGGUGGUGUCCAUCACCAGCACCCUGCACGUCCACAACCCCCAGAGGAUCAGGGCCCAGGACUUGAUCUGCAGAGUGAACAACACGAAGGAAACCAGGGAAUUGCCCGUGAGAAUUAACGGAGAGGAGGGACCCUCAUUACUUUGGCUGCUGAUAAUUGCUGUGAUCGUAACUGUUGUCGUAGUUGUGUGUUUGCUGUUCUGGAGGAAGAAAAUCUGCAGGAGGUGCUGAAGUGGAUCCUUGAGGGUUUCCACUCACCUUCCAGAUCAUCAGAGCCCAGCAACCCGAAGUCAGCAUUAGAAAUAGUGACUUGACUGGCUGGAAAGAAGCAACAAAAAAAGGAAAAGAUACAUACACUGCUCUAUCUAGACACUGAGUUAUCACUGAAAUGACUAACACAAUGUUUUUUUUAUUCAGUCUGGACCAC
Neopelma chrysocephalum (saffron-crested tyrant-manakin) is the source of this 1149-nucleotide messenger RNA. RefSeq names its product OX-2 membrane glycoprotein-like. The coding region runs from base 195 to 953 and encodes 252 amino acids. NCBI's taxonomy places the organism in Eukaryota, Metazoa, Chordata, Aves, Passeriformes, Pipridae. The transcript has 6 exons. Gene Ontology annotation, molecular function: cell-cell adhesion mediator activity. The record is from RefSeq and is a predicted model, not a curated record. Gene Ontology annotation, biological process: negative regulation of macrophage activation; regulation of immune response.